Messenger RNA from Pedinophyceae sp. YPF-701, 696 nucleotides. Lineage: Eukaryota; Viridiplantae; Chlorophyta; Pedinophyceae. The record is from the annotation of a GenBank genome assembly.
AUGGCCAGCUCGUCUCUCCCGAUGCUCGCGCGCGCCUUCGGCUCGGCCGCCGCGCCCGUCAUCCUCCACGGCUUCCCGACGAGCAGCACGUCCUUCCUCGCGAGGUUCGCACUCAACGCCAAGGGCGUCAAGUACGAGCAGAAGGACCUCCCGCUCGUCAAGCGCCCGGACGGCCGCCCCGACGCUGAGGGCCAGAAGCCGCACCUUGACGUGGGCGACACGCGCGUGGAGAAGCCCGGCGCGAUCUUCAACUUCGUGAACGAGAACUUCGACGGCCCGCCGCUGCUCCCCGCGGACACCAAGGGCCGCGCGCACUCCCGCGCGAUCGCCACGCUGUGCGCCACCGACGUCGCGCCGUACGGGUACUACCGCGUGACGCGCCUGCUCACGGACAAGCUCGGCGUGAACGCGGAGGGCGUCGAGGCCUGGCACCGCUACUGGCUCGAGAACGGCUUCAAGGAGAUCGAGGGCCUCCUGGCCGCGGGCAAGUUCUGCCACGGCGACAACGUCACCAUGGCCGACAUCUUCGUCAUGCCGCAGGUGCACUGGUCGCAGAUGAAGAGCGGCGUCCUCAAGGGCGGGUUCGACCUCUCGCCCUUCCCGCAGCUCCAGAAGGCCUACCAGCAGUGCCUCGCCACCGAGGCCUUCCAGAAGGCUCUGCCGGAGAACCAGCCGGGGUACGCGGCGUCGCUCUGA